Rotaria sordida is the source of this 984-nucleotide messenger RNA. The record is from the annotation of a GenBank genome assembly. Lineage: Eukaryota; Metazoa; Rotifera; Eurotatoria; Philodinida; Philodinidae.
AUGGCUUUGUCUUUAUUUAUUUUUAUUAGUUGGUUUGUAUGUAUACUCACAUGUUAUUAUAUAAUUCGUCCUUUUUCGAUUAAAUUAGUUCGAUUUAUUUUAACAAGUUUUUUAUGUAUAUUAUUAAGUUAUAUCACUUGUCAAAAUCUUCCUCGAUUUAAUGCAUUGGCAAUAUUCACAGUUGUAAUAUGUUGGUUAACCUCAAUUCGUUUAAUUGCGUUGACAUCAUUUUCAACAAACAUAUUGUUAACAUUUCAAUCAUUUUUAUUGAAAAUUCUUUGGAUCUAUUUUCCAAUUUUACCAAAAACAAAAGCACAAAAUCAAUGGCCUAUUAUAUAUAGUAUAAUAUUAGUCAUAAUCAAAUUAUUAAUAAAUCAUUGGAUUUAUCGAUGGCUUAUUAAAUGUGACAUGGGAGUUAAUUAUCAAAGAAUUUUCAUGCUUUAUUUAUUUCUAAUAACAAUACCGUAUAUUCUGGAUAUUGAAAUGAUUUUUGUACGGAUUUUAGCUCGAAAUAAAUAUACACUUGAAUCAUUUACCAAUUUUCCAAUAUUUAGUUUAUCAUUACGAGAAUUUUGGGGUCGAAGAUGUAAUCGAAUUGUUCAUAAAAUUUUAAAAGAAUCAAUUUUUGAACCAAUUCGAUUGAAAUUUUCAUCGUCGACUAUUGCAAUAAUGAUAACAUUUAUUAUAAGCGGUCUUUUUCAUGUUCAUAUAUGGCUUGUUGCCUUUGAUGAUAAAUCAUCAUUAUUUCCAACUUUCAUGUUUUUCUUUUUACACGGUAUUGCUUGUUCUAUUGAAACAAAUAUGAAAUUUCAACUUCCUGUAUAUGUCGGAUGGACAAUAACACAUGCAUUUCUCCUUAUUACAUCACCACUCGUAGCUAGACCAUUUAUAGAAAAAGGAUCUCUAUUUUUAAUACGUAAUCCUACACCAUUUAUCAAUGUUAGAUGGAUACCAAAAUUACCUUUACCUAAUUUUUGUCCAUGA